AGCCUUUGGAUUUAAGCCGGCUUAGUCCUAUUGAGCGAAAGCUAAACCCUGGAGAGGCCCAGGAAGCCGAGAGGGGGAUGCGGUAGCCAAGACUCCAUCCUGCUCCGCCCCGGAUUAAAAGCCUUGGCAUCUGAAUUUUAUGAAGGGGGGGUGGGAUUGUCUGCGGGGCUCGAGAUCUCGGGGUUCCGCGUGGAGGCAGGAGUUGUGGAGAGCGGAAGAAGCUCCAGAUAAUUGGACAAGAACUCUGAGCUGGUCACUGAUAGGCCUUGGUUCCUGACAUCAAGCCCACAGUUGCGUGGAGCUGUUCUUUUAUAGUGUUAGUGUUAGCAUAGGAGGGCAAUGAAAAUGAGGAGGCUCCCAAAAUAGCAAGACAAUAAUGGGGAGUAAGGGGUGGGGGAAGGGAUAAGCCUGAAUUUGGAAAUAUCCCCAGCAAGAUAAAAUACCUGAUUUGGGUACAUAGGUGUGGCUGAUUAAGUGUGUGAGGUAGGAGUUCAGGCAACAUUUGACAAGGAGGUGUGCCUGGUAAAGAAAAUGGAGAAGGUGCCAGCAGGGCCAGGACCAACAGAGGCACCAGAACGAACAGGAAGGGACCAUUUUGCCAUUCAGCCUAGGAUCAGAUGGGAACUACCCCAUGAGGCAAUGUUACAGCCAGAGAGCAUGCCUAUCCAGUGGUGGGAAUAUCUGAAGACUCUGCCCUCUCCGGCCACGGUAUGGGGCAGCCCAGGCCUCCCAGAUCUGACUUCUUGGGAUGACUUGAUCGCUUUUGAGAGAGUGUUUGGCGUCUGUCAGUGGCCUCGAGGUGACGGGGUGACCAGACUGAAGCCGGCUUUCAGGGCAGAAGGCCAGCAAGCGUUGAGCGGCAAGAACACUAGAGGCAAAAAAGGCAGUGGGAAAGUCAAGACCAUCUUCCUGCACGAAAACUCCCCCAGCACGGAGCUACACCGCCAGCGCUUCAGGCAAUUCUGUUACCAGGAAGCCGAGGGGCCUCGGGAGGUCUGCGGCCGCCUGCGGGAGCUCUGCCAUUGCUGGCUGGAGCCAGAGUGCCGCACCAAAGAGCAGAUUGUCGAGCUGCUGAUUUUAGAGCAGUUCUUGACCGUCUUGCCUCAGGACAUCCAAAAUCAGGUCAGGGAACGUAGCCCAGAGACCUGUGCCCAAGCAGUGGCCUUGGCUGAAGGCUUCGUUUUGCGGCAGCAAGAAGACAAGCAGCAGGAGGAGCAGGGGACUCAAUCAUCUCAAGAUGUGGCUGUGGAUUUUUCAAAAGCACGGAGAGUGUCAGUGGAGGUCAGGCAGCAGCAAUCGGGCACCCGGAGAAGGAGGGUGGAUAUUGUUAACCUCUCAAUGGGUGUCAAUCUAGCUAGCAGAACCGAGGAGCUGGAACAGCAGCAUCUGGAUUCCAAGAAAGAGGGGAACGUGGCAGUCCACCCAAUCUCAGGCGGAACCCAAAGGAGAGAGAAAAGCCAUGUUUGUCUCGAAUGUGGCAAAAGCUUCACUCGCCCCUCAGAUCUGGCAAAACAUCUUAAUGUUCACACAGGCGAAAGACCCUACCUUUGUGUCGAGUGCGGGAAAAGCUUUAGCCAGCUUUCCCAUCUCACAAGACAUCAGAAAAUCCACUCGGGAGAGAAGCCUCACAUCUGUUCCGAGUGUGGAGAUACCUUCAGCCAACGGGCAUAUCUUGUCAGCCAUCAGAGGAGUCACUCGGGAGAGCAGCCAUAUCACUGUUCUUAUUGCCAGAAAUGCUUCAGCCACCAGUCUGCUCUGAAGAUCCACGAGCGGAACCACAUGGGCCAGAAGCCCUAUGCCUGCACUGACUGUGGGAAACGGUUUGUGUCCUCCUCUUCUCUCACGACACACAGAAGGAUCCACACAGGAGAAAAGCCUCACGCCUGCGGGGUGUGUGGGAAAAGGUUCAUCCAACACUCCAACCUGGUCUCUCACCAGCGAACGCACUCGGGGGAGAAGCCGUUUUCCUGUAAGGUGUGCAGCAGGAAAUUUGCCUACCCUUCGGAUCUUACUCGGCACCAAAAAAUCCAUACAGGAGAGAAGCCUUACGCCUGUGAUGAGUGUGACAGAAGAUUCACCAGGCUGUCUGAUCUCAUUACACACCAACGUAUCCAUACAGGAGAAAAACCGUACCGUUGCCUUGAGUGUGGGAGAAGAUUCAGGCAGAGGGGCGUGCUGGUGAAACAUCAGAGGUGCCAUUCAAAAGAAAAUCCAAAAGGAAGUGAGGCCCUCCAGUCCACUGAGUCUCAAGCUAAAAGUCCAUUCAAAACUCAUGAGAUCAAACUGGUGAAAGAACUGGAAGAUCAGGAGGAGGAACCUAGCUUGAUUCUCUCUCCCAGUCCCUGAUGCUUAUCACUCUUGUUCUGCUGCUUACAGAGGGAUCAAUCAUUCUAUAGGAUAAAGAAUCAACUCCUUUUUCUAGUCCUCUACUACUGACUAGAAAGUGGACAUGAAGGUUGAUGACGACGACAUAAUGAAGCAAGUUGUGCUCUCUGUUUUGUGUUUUUAUAAAUAACACUCCAAAAAGAGAAGGGACAUUUAUAGAUGGAAUUGUAACUUCAGGAGAGGAAAAAGCAGGAAGAGUAAUCUUGCCUUUUUCUUUAUUAUAUGGCUGUUUUUUCUAUCUGCAAACAAUAAUUUUUUGAAGCAGCUGAAAUAAUGCAGAUGACUCUGUGGGCAGCAAUUGGAGUAAACUUUUUCCAAGUAACUAACUGUCUUUUGCUAGUCAGGUAAAAGAGGAAUAGCUCUCUUUUCGGAAAGAAUAGCUUCCGAACAAUUCAAGUGAGACAGAACCUGAACACACCUGGUAUGUUCAAGGCCCAGUUAGGACAAUGAUUGCUUUUACUUUAUAUGGUGAUUUAAAUGCAGUUUUUCUCUGCCUAGGAAAUAUCAGGCAGAAACUGGAAAAGCAGACAGAUCAUCUUAAGGUCACCAGGCUUCAGGCAAUAUACAGGAGCGCUGCUGAGAUAAUGGUAUGAGCUGGUAAUCUUUCUAGAUUGGCAACGAUGAUAGCUCUGUCAGCUUCUACUUCUUUAUAUUAAAACCCAAGCAGCUGUCAAUCCUUCUGGGAUACUGGAUACCAUCCUCUCAUUUCUGCCCUAGCUCAUCUCCAGUAGAAUUUGAAGAAUGAGGAUAUGAUAAGGAUACAUUUUUAUCAGGUUGGGCCUUUGGCACCAUCUAGCUUAAAUGGCCACAUAUCCCUAAGAGGUCAGAAAAGGCAACUUUCCCAGUUUGUGACUAGAAAUUCUUGAAAGGAGCUUUUGUAAGCAUGUUAGUUGUGGACUGCACCAUUAACUCUAGUAUGACUUCUGAGUUACACUACCUAAAGUUUUAUUCUGAGAUUUAUUUUUAUAAAUUAUGGCAAGCAGACAACUCCCAAAAGUAUGGAACUUCAUUGUUUGUUCCACGCUUGUAUAUAGUCUGACUGAUAUGAUCCAGGCAACAAACAUACCUCUCCCAGUUGUAAUAUUUAAUGAAGGAAAAGUCAUGGAUGAAGCUCUAGAUUGCAGAUGGAGAUGUGAGCAAAAGGACGAAUAUGUAAAUGUAGUUUGUGCAUUGUGAGAACUUGUAGCAAAUGAGCUCAUCUUUUAUUGGCUGCUGCUAUUUUUAUUUUAUUGAGACCUGGCUUCAGAUGUAGACAGACAAACUUAACUUGCUCAAUUGUAUCUAUGAAAUGUUCUGGAACUGUAGGAGGCAAAAUAGAUAGCAAUUCAGUGUAUCUCGGUGGCUGAUGUCCCACUGCUGUUUUCUGGCCAGCAUCACUAUUUAAAUAAAUAGGAAUAAAUUGAAUACAAAAUUGGUAAAUUUAGGAUUGGUACCAUCCUAAGGGAGGAAAUAAUAGCGCCUGAGACUGCUCUAUUGAUGAUAAUAAAGUGAUACCUGUUCUAAAAGUGUAGGACAUAUUUUAGAACAAAUUCAAAUCUUUGAUACAAAUUCAGAAAAGUCCUACCUACAACUUUAGGUAGGUCUAUGCAUAAGAUUCUGAAAUGGUCAAGAAGAGGUUAUAUUUAACAUUGCAUUAAAGAGGUUAUUAAUUUUCAUAAUUGUGAAGAUAAAAUUUAUAAAUACGCUGGUAAAAUUCCAGAAGCAAGGAAUGCUUAUCCAGAGCCAGAUGUCAAUCAUUAAGCAUUUGGGCACUUCAAUAACUUUUUCUCUCCUCCAAUAAUGAACUAACACGAAUGGCAAGAUAUCCCUUUCAGCAGACUUCCAAUGCAUAAAUCACAUACUUUUAGAAGAUGCCUAACAUAGAGGCAAAAAAUACUGACAGUCUGACAUGAUUUUAAUAAACAGAUCUAUGGUCCUAUA
Messenger RNA from Pantherophis guttatus, 4305 nucleotides. RefSeq lists its product as uncharacterized. NCBI's taxonomy places the organism in Eukaryota, Metazoa, Chordata, Lepidosauria, Squamata, Colubridae. The record is from RefSeq and is a predicted model, not a curated record.